Pipistrellus nathusii (Nathusius's pipistrelle) is the source of this 4461-nucleotide messenger RNA. Lineage: Eukaryota; Metazoa; Chordata; Mammalia; Chiroptera; Vespertilionidae. The record is from the annotation of a GenBank genome assembly.
AUGAGCCAUUCUCACCCCUCUGGAUUACUUGCAGCAUAUAAUAGUCUUACCGACAAACACCUGGUGGGAUAUUUUAACAAUACAAGGAUAAGGCGGCAUCUCUUAAGAUCAGGGCUGAUCACAAGAAAUGGAAGAAUACUGUCUGAAAAAGAAUACAGACUAAAUAUCAUGAAGAGGGAUCACCAAAAAUAUAUCCGGGAGUGCUUAGCCCAGGCUAUUUUUCAUAAGGUCCUUGAUAUGGAGCGUUACCAUCAGCUUGAAAUUAAAAAGAAACUGGAGACGUUAGCCAGAAAGGAGCGAAUUCAGAGAUUUAAGGGAGAGCCCACAAGAUGGUCUAUAGAAAAAAACAUGCCAGUGCUCUCUCCCCACCCACCAGUGGGCCCAAAGACUAACCGUGGUUGUAGUGUUCUGGUUGAUGAAGGACAUUCCAGUCCAAUAACAGUGACGGCCCCUCGACCACAUACCGCCCCAGGAAUUAUGCAGCCUCCACUUCGAUUACAGCCUCUUCCCAGGCAUCCUACAGCAGGAACUGUUCCAAAGAUCACUCCAGGGUCCAGAUCCAAAACCUCACCGCUGGAAACUGAAGCUCCUUUUCCCUUUAGGGGCAAAAAGGCAAUGAUGAAGCUCAGGAACUCCAUGGACAAUUCACAGGGAAUGAAACAGUAUCAACCUCUGAACAUUAACAGUUAUAUGAUGCCUGUUCCUCCUCGACCUCCUUCCCCGAAUGGAAAAAUCACAAGGGAAAAUAGAUCUGAAACAUGGAGAAGGAGAAGAUUUCGGCCAACCACUGCUCCAAAUGGCUUAGAACCAGCCUCUGCCGGGGAUUCAAGAAGGAUUAAUAAAACACCACUGCAUAGUAAUGCAGUCAUUACAAUGAUCUAUUUAGGGAAGACUACCCACUUACGUUUUGAUUACCCAGACUUCCGAGAUGAAAUAAAAGUUUGUCAACAGCACUGUGGUGGAGAAAACCUUUGUGUCUACAGAGGCAAACUACUUGAAAAAGAGACCUUUCAGUUUAUUUCCAAAAGGCACCAUGGUUUCCCCUUCAGUCUCACCUUUUUCCUGAAUGGGAUGCAGGUGAACAGGUUGAGCUCCUGCUGUGAAUAUAAGCAUCGGAAAGGUUCCAGGCUCGGAGGCAAAGGAAGCUACUUUGGGUUUGUGUGUGUGGAGAAAUCAUCGCCUUGCUACAAGUGCAUUAUUGCAAUGGGCCUUGACAAAAAACCAACUUCGCCAAAAUUUAGGAAACAAAAAAGCCUUGAGAAAAGAGAGGAACCAAAGGACGAGGGGAAACUGAGGAAGGAUGGAGCAUACAUGGUCCCAAGAAGGAAUGAGAUGGAGGGGAGCAAAACCUCUUCUGCAGUCUUUUUUUCAGCCGACGAAGAAAAACCAGGGGUUGAAGAUGUAAGAACUGCUGUAGAAGAAAUGGAACAUAAAGGAAAAGAACAUGUUUGGGAAGAUGACCAGGAAAAUACUUUUAAAUACGAAUAUGAAGAAGAUUUUGAAGUAGACGAGGAGCAACAAGAUGAGAAAGCUAAUAAAAAAGGACAGUCUGAUGAUCAAAUGAAUGAAAUGUUAAAGUCACCAUCAGAUGAUGAAAAAGAUAAUUUAGACCCUGAAAAAGACAGUGACAUCUCGUCACAGAAGGCACCAGAUGUUGAUGACAGUGUGAAAGAUGAAAGUGAUGGAUGCUCUGAUAGUGAAUUGGAAGAAGAUAAGCAAGAUAUAAAAACUGCAUCGUCCUCCUCAUGCAGAAGUCACCCCUACUCUAGCAGCAGUGAAGACGAAUCUGUACUGGAGGACAGGGAAAUGCAUGCUGAUGAUAGUGCAGAUGAAAGUGACAGAAGUUCAUCUUCUCAGGAGUUGAGUGGAAAUGAUGAGCCAGGAAAAUCACACCUUCCCAUUGAGGAUUCCUUAGAAAUUGAAGGUAAAAAAAUCAUAAAAGCAGAUGUGGGGAUCAAGCCUCGGCCAAGAGAGGAAAGCUUGGAGAAUGUUCUUGAAGAAACAGAGAAUGGAACCCAAAUGAUUGCAGAUGGCUUAUCUGAGCAGUCCUGGGAACAUGUUUCCAAGGAAGAAAAGGAAAAUUACAGGAAUGAGCUUUGGAAAGGAAGCACUGCUGAGGGGAAGGACAAAAAGGCAGGUCUCUAUAGGGUGGAGAAAGGUGUACCGAACAGGAUUUUAAUGGUGGAAGAAAGCACAGCCCUCACCUCAAACGGAGAAUCCAAGCCAGUUGCAUCAGAAAUGUACACACUGGAGAAAGAAGCAGCAAUGGAAGAAGAUGAGGUUCCCCAACACAGGGAUGCUGACACACUAGAAGAAAAGGGGGGUGUAAUACUGAGGAGUAAAGCAGGGAUUAAUGAGGUUUCCUUGGGGGAGUGGAAGCCAACAGCAGAACAGCCAGCUCUAGUAGCACUGUCUACUGGGGAAAGGGAGACCCGUCAGGACAUAACAAGUGGGGCAGAGGCAGAAGGGGCUAGAGAGCUGGAUGAAGAGGAGUUAAACCAAAUGGGAAAAGAAGCAGCAAGAGCCUCUGGAAGUCUGAAUGAAGAAGAGGCUCCUGAACAGCAGGCCUUGAUGCAGACAUUGCUGGAGACAGAGAAGGCAGCUUCUGAAGAGGAGCAGAGUUCAGGGAAGGCAGUGUUCAUCAAUAAGGCUGCAGCUCAGAUCUCAGAAUGUGUUCAGGAGGUAGCAGCCCUUCUGGCUGUGACACCAGAGAAGGGAGAGGCUGAGAGAGGGGUGUCUGUGAGUGAGGCAGGCUCUGAACAGCCAGGCAUGGAGGACAGUGAAGAGGAAGCAUCCAUAGACCUAGCGGGCAUGGCACCUGAGGAUGACUCUGCAUGUGAGAGAGAGGAUGGUUCAAAAGAGGCAGUAUAUGGGGGUGAGGAACCAGACAAAGUGAGGAAGACAGUUGUGAGAACCGAAACACCUUUGAGCUCCUCCACUUGUGAGAAGACCGAAACAACCCGAAUGAGGAUUUCUGAGGAAAGCUUCGAAGAACUUUGUGAGAAAGCUGAGAAAAGGAAGGAUGUUGAGACUGAGGUAGAAUCUAAUAGGAAAGAUGAUAGGAAAGAAAGAUUACCAGAAGAAUUAGAUGCAGCAAGGCAGAGGAGGAAAGCUGAGAGGCCAACACCUCUGGGUGAAACUGAAUCUGAGACAGAAGAGGUUAUAAGGGCAAAUGCUCUUCAGGAUGAAGACAUUUUAGCAGAAGAGCAAAAGUUUAAAGGGGAAGAGGGGGAAAUUAUGAAUGAUGUAAGACCUGUGGAAGAGACACCGGGACCCCCAGAUGAAACAGAGUGUGAUGUUGAGAAUGCAGCACCCGUGGAGGGUCCUGAAUGGACUGAAGACACAGGCCCGCAAGGGGAUGAUUCACCGAGAGAGAGGGCCAUGCUUGAAGCAGCACCUGAAUUUGAAAAGUCAUUGGAAAAUAUAGUAAGUGGGAGAAAAGAUGGAGGAGGGGAAAGACUAAGAGAAGCUGGAGACACAGUGCAUAAAGGCAGAGCAGAGCUGCUCUGCGGGGAGAACGGUGAGAAGGCGGCUCCCUCAGAUCAGGACGAGGGGCCAGGCCCUGAGGGAGACAGUGUGUUAGGAGCUCCUGAAAGUGACCCAGAAGGACAUGCCCAGGAGCAAACAGCCAAAGAUCAAGAUGGCCUUGCAGGACUGGAAAGAAGGGAAAGGGAAGGGUCUUUUCAAGGGCGACAAGGUGUAGGGGCCACAGCGAUAACCCAAGAAGAUAUUUUUGAAGGCGAGUCCAUGAUGGCAGAAAAGUUAAGUGAGGAAGUGAUGGAUGAAAACCCAGAGGAAGAGGUGGAUCAAGAGGGCUCUCUGGGGAAAGGAGAGAUGAAGAAUGGGCACAAAGAGGGAGUUGGAAGCUUACAAGAAAGAAUGAUUGUGGCUAACGGAGAUCUCCAGGAAGGAGUGGUGACAGGAAUGGCAGACGAGAAGAGAGAGGUGUUGGCAGAUUUGAAGAUAGCUGAGGGAAAAACAGAAGCAAAUAUAGCCUUCCCUUUUUCAGAUGUUUCUGAUGAGAAAACUUGGCACAAAGUGGAUGAGUUACUAGAAAAAACAGCAUCUGUAGAGAAGGUGGCAGGAGAGGAAAUAGCACUGAGCAGGGAGCAGGUGCCAACAGUGGAGGAGGUGACAGUGACUGGGGCAUCAGAGGCUGAGGUGGGGGCUCUAGGAGAAUCUUCAGACCUGGAAGAGAAGACCCCUAAGCUAGGGCCAGAACAAAAAGGAGGGGAAGCAGAGAUGGGGAGCCAUGGUGGGGGACAGGAGUCAGGCAAGGCUGAAGAUGUCAGCCUGGGAUUAUCCCAACAGACAGAGUCAGAGCUGAGUAGAGAGAGUCUACAGAAUGUGGUAAUACUCCCUGGAAAAGCCAAUUGCUUGGAAAUCCAAGAGAAACAGGAGCACACAGAGCAAAGAGAAAGUGAAAACACAGAUGUUUCCCUGAACAGCAAGGAGGCCUAA